Messenger RNA from Strongylocentrotus purpuratus (purple sea urchin), 2196 nucleotides. Its product is annotated as fibrillin-1-like. Gene Ontology annotation, molecular function: carbohydrate binding; calcium ion binding. The record is from RefSeq and is a predicted model, not a curated record. Bases 358 to 2097 code for a protein of 579 amino acids. The transcript has 11 exons. Lineage: Eukaryota; Metazoa; Echinodermata; Echinoidea; Camarodonta; Strongylocentrotidae.
UCAUUUAUAACGAUAGUGUGUUAUUAUAUGACUGUGUGUUAGUACGUGUGAGGAGUAUGAAGUGUUCUGAUAUAAGAUUGUGCAGAAUAAAGGCUACCUUAUAGGAGGAAGUUGAAAAGUCAUAUAUUGAACGCUACGAUGUUAAAACUCUUUUUGAAUGAUUUAAAUGGGACUAUCUCUCGAGAGAAACUGGCUUGAUUGGCAUGAAUGGACUACAUGUAAUUAUGGAUGUCACAAAGUUGUUUAGACAAGCAAAAUAUAUUCCAAAUCGACGGAAUCUUGCAUGAAUAUUUCGUUCACUGCAAAGUACUUCAACAUUUUGCAAAAACUCGAUAACAUCUUCAAAACUGGACAGUCAUGGCCUGGGCAGAGAGGAGAGGUAUGGUGGUGCUUCAUGUAUCCUUCUCUUUGCUAGUCCUCAUGCAAGCAUCAUUAGUCACAACUCAGGAAUGUGAGAAGUUAAUUGUCUGUGAGAGGGUUACUACUGAAAUCAAUUGCGGAGAGGGCCUUAUCAACAUUUGCACUGCUGUCUACGGACGAACUGAUAGCACAACCUGUCCUCACCAACAAGUAUCAGACACGACUUGUGGAGUAGACGUGGAGGCUGUUCUCGGUUCAGAUUGUAACGGCCAAUCGCAAUGCAGAAUUACAGCAACGAAUACCCUUGCUGGUGAUCCGUGCCGAGGAAUACAUAAGUACCUUGAGGUAGCCUACACAUGCAAAGAUUUCGACGAAUGUGCAGCCGGUACUCACAGUUGUGAUGACAAUGCAACAUGUCAAAACGCUCCAGGCUCUUUCAUCUGCGUCUGUAACGUUGGAUACACCGGCAACGGAUUCAGCUGCACUGAUUUCGACGAAUGUGCAGCCGGUACUCACAGUUGUGAUGCAAAUGCAACAUGUCAUAACGCUCCUGGUUCUUUCUUCUGCGCCUGUAACAUUGGAUACACCGGCAACGGAUUCAGCUGCAUUGACAUCGAUGAGUGUACAAGUAGACCAGGCACAUGUGACACAAAUGCUGCAUGUACCAACACUCCAGGAUCUUUCAAAUGCGCCUGUAAUCCUGGAUACAGAGGGAGUGGGUCCACUUGUACAGAUGUCAAUGAAUGUGAAAUUGGCACCUCCAAUUGUUACGCAAAUUCUGCAUGUACUAACACUCCCGGAUCAUUUACGUGCAUCUGUAAUGAGGGAUAUACUUUCAAUGGAAUAGGUUGUAUUGAUGUCAAUGAAUGUGAAAUUGGCGACUCCAAUUGUUACGCAAAUUCUGCAUGUACGAACACUCCUGGAUCAUUCACGUGCCUCUGCAAUGAAGGAUAUACUUUCAAUGGAACAGGUUGUAUUGUGGAUCCACUGGCUACCGUGACAACCAUGAGCCCAUCGCCACCAGCUUCUGCAGGUCAUCGUGGUGCAGUGGUUCCAGUUGUAGUCGUUCUAUUAAUUGCUGUCAUCCUUACAGCCGUUAUUGUUGCAGUUAUUUGCUAUAGGCGACGGCGAUUUUCAUCAACAAAAGAUCAGGGACCACAUCAAACCUCAAAAGAAGUUGCUAACCCGAACUACAUGAUUGACAACGAUCAAAAUGAAUACGCAGAGUGCGCUAACCCGAUGAGUCCGUCCAAUACCGCAAUCACUACCGGGUCUCUGGAGGAUGCCCUGAAACACGACUACACGGAGCUCCAUACCUCUGUUCCAUGUUCAAACCAAGACAACGUGGACAUCUACAAUGUGGUAGGAGAAGAGGUCUGCAAAGAACAAGAUGAAUAUCAUGAGUACCAUUUACCGGAGAUUAGACAUGAUGUUUCUCCACAAGGUCCUUACCAAGACCUUUUAAGAGAAGGGACCUACCAGGAAAUUACUACGGGAUAUAAUGUGAAGAAGGCUGUGGUUAUUGGUUUAAAUCAAGGGCCAGACGAUGACAAGAUUCCCGUGACUCCAAGCAAAUUGAACGAGAACGCAUAUCAAGAUUUAUGCCAAAAAGAUGAUAAAGAAAACAAUAGUUACCAGGCUCUUAAGAUCGCGGAGCCGGAAUAUCUGGAGCUUAUUGCGGAUGACACGUCUCUGGCACCUAAGCAACUCAACGAAAAUGACUACGAAAAUCUUUAGAUAUGUACUAUGUGAUAAAGUUAAUAUUGUUUUUGGAUCUGUAACGGAAUGCCACUCGGAGAUGGAAGCCUCACACAGCAACAGAUACCAACAUUUUAU